CUUUUACAGCCUCGUUUCAAAAAGAAACUUACUUAAGGAUAAUUUGUGAACUUGUGAAUUAUGGCUCUUACUUAUCGAAAGCUUUAUUAUUUCAAACACUAUUCAAACAUCUGUUCGCUGAGGAGGAUAUCUAAUGCUCGUCAGAUCAGAUUGUUUUGUGAUGCAGUAGGCUCAAACACAGAUGUUGGAAAAAUUGGAUCGCCAGCAGGUUUCCGACUCCCCUUUGUCAGUGUUGACACACUAACCAUUUGCAAAAGAUUCAGAGAUGCAGGUUUUGAGGAGCGUCAGGCUGAAAUAAUGACUCAGGUUCUGUAUGAUGUGAUACAGUCAUCAGUGGAGGUGCAAGGGAGAGAUAUGGUCUCAAAAACUGGGCUUGAGGUGAAGUUACAACAGCUACAGGCCCAGAUCCGGUCUGUACAGAAGGAUAUGGUGAUACUGGAGAAGAGCGAGUUUACCAUGAUCAGGAAUGACACAGAGAAACAAGGCAUCCUAAUCAAGCAUCUAGAGUCGAAACUUGAUGACGCCAUUAAAAAGCUCGAGGGGAAUGUGAAACUAGACAUCAAUCUGGAGAAAAGCCGUGCCAUAGAAGCCCAUGCCAUAAAUGAGAAGAACCUGCAGUCAUUGCUGAACAGAAUAGAAAUAGAGCACACACAGAGUGAAAAAAAUCUUCAGAGUUUGGACAAUAAAAUAGAAGUUCAGAUAUCCAUGCUUAAAACCCAGCAUGAGAAGAGCAGAAAUACUGCAAUAUACACCUUCAUAGGUAUGGCCACUACUGCCUGCUCCCUCUACUUUGCGUAUUUGAGACUGAUACACUGAUAGGAAUAAUAGCUUCUUUUUAGUCCAAUUCAGCUAAUACUGGAUGUUGUACAUUUUAAGUUAUAUUGUUGUACUACAAAGUGUGUUUACAAUCAUGGGCAACUGAUCCUGUAAUGCUCAGGAGUAUAUACCUGUUCAAACGUUAUCUCCAAAAAAUCGAAUAUAAAAUAAAAAUGUUUACGUAUAGUGUGGUUAAAUAUUCAGGUGUCUUUUUAGUAUGUUAUGCCCCCUUUAACAAGGAGGCGUAUUUGUUUGCAAAUGUUGUUUUGUUGGUUGGACUAGUGGUUGCUAGACCAUGUCUUACGGGUACAAAAACUUAGAAACUGUUUAACCUAAGAUAGUGAAAUUUCACUCAAAAGAUUACCUUGACCUGUCAUUUAUCAUUAUCACUUUAUGGGGUUAUUAAAGUUGUAAUUGGCCCAAAAAAUCAAACAAUUGAUACUAGGAUAUAAACAUGAUAGGGGGUUCUAAAGAGUAGUUUAAAAAUGGUACAAUUAAGGGAUAUCAUUUCUACCAAUGUCAUAUACAACACAAGCUUUAUUUCGACUUACGUGAAUAAUGGGUUGACAGGUGUCCGCCGCUUUUCACUAAGUCUCAAGUACGAUAUGUUUUAAGAUUUUACUUGCUUUUUGUUCUGUAUAAUUACACGACUUUUUUAUGUUUUGGAAUUUAUUUUAUACACCCAAGUUUAACACAUUUUUACACACUGUUUUGCAUUAUUUAUUUUUGUCAAUUUUAUUCUUGUGUAAGGAUUCAGCGAAAUGAUGAAAUAAAUUGUGAAAAAGU
Molecule: messenger RNA, 1602 nt
Organism: Mya arenaria
Lineage: Eukaryota; Metazoa; Mollusca; Bivalvia; Myida; Myidae
Product: mitochondrial calcium uniporter regulator 1-like
Exons: 8
Coding region: 61-816 (251 amino acids)
Cellular component (GO): mitochondrion
Source: RefSeq, a predicted model, not a curated record